GCCAAGCGUUCGGAAUCCGCCCAGCAGACGCCUGUGCUGGCAGACACGAAAGCUGGCAAGGAUGAUGCAGAGAUUCGUUCACCCGCCAAGGAGCAUCAAAUUGUGCCGGCUUCACCUCCAAAAACUCCAGAAGACUCAGGAAAGACUGAUCAGAAAAAAAACAAGCGGACCUUGCUUCAAGUGAGCCGUGAGAAACCGGAAGACAGCUGCAAGAAGGCAAAGACGACUGCAACAGAGAAGAAGGCCAACACCUUUGACGAGGCAGAUCAAGCUGAGACACCUGAAAAAGUGAGCCCUUACAAUCGAAAACGUGACGCUUGCGAAAUUUGUGGUGUGAAACGCACUGCCACUCAAAGAGGCUGUGCCUGCCCCACAUGUCUCCAAAUUCUUCGCAAGACUUGUGGCCACCAAAGUGUAAGCAAGCUGAAGGAAGAUGCUUCUUUGCUCCAGCAAGUCAAGGAAAGUUCUUUGGAGGCUCAGGAGGAGGCACAUGAAGAAGCAGGAGAUGCAGUUCCCGGUGGAAAGCGGAUGAAGAGGAUCGAAGCCAUGUUGCAGAAAAUUUUGCAGCAUUUGGGCCUUGAUUGA
Molecule: messenger RNA, 585 nt
Organism: Cladocopium goreaui
Lineage: Eukaryota; Dinophyceae; Suessiales; Symbiodiniaceae
Source: the annotation of a GenBank genome assembly